AACUUUGGUGUUUAUGUGAUGAAGGUGGAAGGUGGGCGGAUAGAUCACGCCCUUCACCAGACGAACGCCAAGAGGGCCAUUUACGAGACCCUGGCGUUGGACAGGGCCGUGGCUGCGGCACUCAAGCGCGUCAACAUCAAGGAGACGCUUCUGCUCGUCACUGCGGACCAUUCGCACGUCAUGACCAUCAACGGGUACCCGAAACGAGGCAACCCUAUAUUAGGCAUCGCGGAGAACUCUACGGAUUACGCUCGUCUUCCGUACACAACCCUGAUGUUCACGAAUGGACCUGGAUUCAGUUACAGGGCUGUCAAUGAUUCAAGCAAAGUGCAUUGGAGAAACGUUACGGAGGUUGAUACCAAGUCUUCAAAGUACCAGCAACUUGCAGGCGUCAGUCGCAGUACGGAAACGCACGGAGGCGAAGAUGUUCACGUAUACGGAAUAGGUCCCUGGGCUCACAUGAUAACAGGAGUGCAUGAGCAAAGCUACAUUGCUCACAUAAUGAGUUAUGCGGGUUGCCUGGGGGAGUAUUCAAAGGACCCCUGGCCUCACUGCGAGCCCAGCGAUAAUGUCCGGUCCUUCUAUUCAUCAUCUUCUUCCGCUGCAUUCCACGCCAUUUCCUCCUGUGCAAAUCUCGGAGUUGUCAUUAUCACUGUGCUUUUAUUGCAGUCGAUGCUCAGGCUCUGAAGUUUGCUGAUACUACACGUGGCAUGAUGAAGGUGGAAUCGGCAAUUGAGUAUUGAUCGCUGUUGGGUUGCUACUGAUGAGGAGAAUAUGCUUUGUUCAGUUGCGUGCCUUAAAUAUGUGUUGAAUUAUUGUGAAACCAGACGGAACCGGGUUUAUGUUUUGAGAGUUACUUUGUAAUAAUUAUUUGUACUAUUUUUUUUUCCGGGACGGUUUUUCAGCCGGAUAUGACGAAAUUCCUGCCGAGUAAACUGCUGGCUCAAAAAUUGUAGACUUUGUUUUGUGAUUGUUGAAAGUAUUUUGAAUUGGAACAUCCGAGUGGUAAUUUUAUUUUCAUUUUUUUGGUUCGGUACGCUGAGAUUCGAUUUGUUGACUGGAAAAGCGAAAUGAUUGAAAAAAGGAACUUGUAUAUUUUCUGUUAUUUAUUUUUUUACCGCUGAAUAAGGCGGUGAGGCGAGAAAAAAUGCAGGGUUAUUUUUUACAAACAUGAAA
Molecule: messenger RNA, 1176 nt
Organism: Notodromas monacha
Lineage: Eukaryota; Metazoa; Arthropoda; Ostracoda; Podocopida; Cyprididae
Source: the annotation of a GenBank genome assembly